Messenger RNA from Fonsecaea erecta, 1185 nucleotides. RefSeq lists its product as hypothetical. The record is from RefSeq and is a predicted model, not a curated record. Gene Ontology annotation, cellular component: RNA polymerase I core factor complex. Gene Ontology annotation, molecular function: RNA polymerase I core promoter sequence-specific DNA binding; RNA polymerase I general transcription initiation factor activity; TBP-class protein binding. NCBI's taxonomy places the organism in Eukaryota, Fungi, Ascomycota, Eurotiomycetes, Chaetothyriales, Herpotrichiellaceae. The transcript has a single exon. Gene Ontology annotation, biological process: transcription initiation at RNA polymerase I promoter; nucleolar large rRNA transcription by RNA polymerase I. Bases 1 to 1185 code for a protein of 394 amino acids.
AUGCCGCACAUUUUCGUGCCUCCUGUCGCGACGCAGCGAGCUCAUCCAGCAGCAAGAGAAUUAUCCUCAGCAAGGAAGAAGCGCAAGAGAAAGAAAGAUGACGAUGCACAAGACGGGGAAGAAGCCAGCCAGAUACUAUAUGAUAUGAACAGUCAAAGUGAGACUGUCGCUAAUCUCGACUAUACCGCUGUCGUAACUCCACUCGAGAGGCUUCAACGCCGUGUCGCUGGGCAGCCGCUGGACCAGCCUCCACCACCGUUCCCCUUCCCGCACACCGAGGUACCUUCGCAGAAGAGCUGGGCAGCACGAGGGGAUCUCGACGAGGAAAGGAAUAGCUCACAGGUGUCAAGGUUAUCGGACAGCUCACGGUCUUUGCAUAUCCAGCAUCUCGCUGCCUUGAGUACAAUAGUGCACCGGUCGCUCCUCGACGAUGAUUUCCCUCGGGCUGCUCGCGCUCUGGGCUUGCUCUUCCGCGAAGAUAUCGUCAGCAAAAAUGCUGCCGUUCGCACUCAAGGCUAUAUGGGCAUUGCGGCUGAAGUGCUUCUGCGUAAUGGAUCUGCCAGAGAACCAAAUCCUAGCCAAAGGAUCUCUGCGAUCCCAUUCACCCUUGAGGGUUUCGAGAGAGCCAAACGCUUUUACGAGCGACUUAUCGUUAGGCAUCCGUAUCACAAGUCAUGGCCCGAGGCCGUCAACGCCGUUGACUAUUACCUCGCCAUGUUCAAUCUCUGGAUUUAUGUGGUGCAGGCCCAAUAUGCGGCUAAGUCAACAACGCACGGGGACGAUGAAAGUGACGUCGGGUCCGUCACCUCUUCUCCUCGCGUGGGCAGGUCGGCCAAUCAACCAGACAAGAAGGUGAGGGAGCUUGAACAGGCUGACCAAAUCGCCUCCAGGAUGGACUCUUGUAUGGCCACCGUUCCGUAUAUGGAUGAACCAGAGCUUAUCAGACUCCGUGCAAUGGUUGCCCUCUGGGUGGCUGAUCUCCACGAAGACUGUGCAUAUCUCUCUAGCCUUGGGGACGUGAAAGCUGUCGACAUGUCCUUAGAUCCGGGUUCCCCGGUUGCACCUCUGCACGAAGACCAACCGGCCGACCACGACGAGCACAGACGCGAGGCUGCCCGAGCACGUGACAAGGCCCAUGACCUCCUCUCACGGUUGGAAGGUGAAGCGAGAAGCGACGGCGGAUGA